UUUCUUAUUGAAGCCAGAACCUCGAGCCGUCGAGGCAUGCACCUUGCCUUAAAUCAUGCUCCCUACGAGCCCAAACAUCGGGAAUACCGUGAAGUCCGUCCUAGCCGGUUUCUGGAUCACGUUCAGCGUCUGCUCCGUAGGUGUUCGCGGCCAGGAGGGUAAUGGCUGUGGACACACACUGCUGGGAACUGAGUCCGGCACUUUAGCCUCUCAGAACUACCCGGGCACCUACCCCAGCAACACCUGGUGUAAGUGGAGGCUUCGGGUGCCGGAGGGGCGGACGCUGCGACUGCUGUUUGGGGAUUUUGACAUUGAGAGCAGUCCAGGCUGCGGCAAUGGCUCCAUGGUGAUCACAGAUAAAAACGGAGAGCGCAGCCUGGGUCCAGUAUGCGGGAAGCUUGAUGCAGCACAGAAGAAUGUGACGCUUAAAAGUAAUGAAGCAACAAUAAUAUUUAAGUCAGGCCCACAUCGUUCUGGACGAGGGUUUCUGCUUUCGUACACCACAGACCAGAAUCCAGACCUCAUUUCUUGUUUACAGCGAGGAUCUCAUUUUAGCUCGCAGCAUUUGAGCGUGUACUGCCCCGCUGGGUGCAAGAAUGCCACAGGAGACGUUUGGGGGAGCUACGAGCAGGGCUACAGAGAUACCUCAGUCCUGUGCAAGUCUGCAGUCCACGCUGGAGCUACAUCUGAUAGUUUGGGAGGUCGCGUCACUGUGACUCGUGGCAGAAGUCUUACGCUCUACGAAUCCACCUUUGCCAAUGGAAUCCUUUCUAAAAUGGGAUCAUUAUCUGAAAAGAAGCUGCUUUUCAGCCAAGAAUGUAACAACAUCCUGGCCGUUUCGGGUUUAAAUGCCUCGUCUUUCUGGGAUAAAAACAGUCAAGAGCACAGAAUGUUCUGGUCCUCCAGCAACAUGGACACCAGCCAUGAGUUCCUACUCUGGGCAGCGGCCAGUAAUGAUCGGAGCCCGUGGGUGGAGAUGGAGCUGGGCGAUAGACGCACAAUCACAGGAAUAAUAACAACAGGAUCAAAUCAGUACUACAUGGAAUCCUUCUUUCUGCAAUUCAGCAAAGACAGAAAGAACUGGAAGCCUUACAAAGGUGCUCUGAGCAAAGAAAAAAAGGUGUUUCAGGCCUACACUGAUGGCCACCUCAGGGUGCUCAACAGCUUGUUCCCUCCUGUGGUGGCUCGAUUUGUUCGGUUGCAGCCUCUGAGCUGGCAUGGAAGAGCCUCAGCUCAGCUUCAGGUUCUGGGCUGCCCUGUUGCGAAGUUCACACCGAGGUCGCGCUCACCAGCAGAAUCUCCGUCCAUCAAAGUUAACAUGGAUACACCGCGCCCAAGCUCCCCUCCCACCCCCACAGAAGGGCCGGUAAUAAUGGAAACGACACUAAGCUCCAGUCAGCCAGUGAUAGUGGCCGUAGGAGUGGUCCUGGGGCUGCUAAUGUGUGGGAGUUGUUUGCUGGCCGGAGUCUGGUGGAAACGAAGGAAAAAAGACUCACAAAUGAAGAACUCCUUACCCACUAAUUGUCAGAGUUUCAAAGCAAAGAGCCUCCCCUGCCCACACUCAGAGCUCAUCUCGUACCCUCUGGAGCGAAAUAUUCACGACGCUCUACCUAACCCUCCUCUUAAUGAUUAUGCCGAGCCUGCUCUUUCAACUAUUGGACAAAAGGUCGGGUCAACAUUUAGACCUUCGUCAGAUGAGGGCUACACCACCCCCUUCAUCUGCAGCCAUUACGACACUCCCGGCAACCUCCCAGAAUACGCCGAGCCACUUCCUCCAGAGCCCGAGUACGCCACCCCUUUUGGUGAUCAGCCUUCAGAGUCCAGCCUACCAGCUCUGUCAGGGAUCUCUCACACUAAUGCACAUGGACCUGCGACAUCCGGCCACAGUCAGUAUGACUGCCCUUCACACAGGGUGCUGUUCAAUGGCUACUGCACUCCUGCUCUUCAUGCCAGUGGCCCGCGACCAGUCAGCGUGAUCUAUGCAGAGCCCAAGUCGUCUGACUCUUUACUACAGAAGCACACAUAUGAGAAGCCUUUGUGAGCGCAUCAAACUCAGACAUGUAGAAAAAAAGGCUGUGUGACGGGACCAGAGGAGCACUUGGAGUGAUCUCAAGUGGACACUAAGCUGGACAGUGCUGUCCAGAGUGCACUAAUGCUUCCAGCAAGUGAUGCACCCAAAGUUAAGGAGUCACUUUGGACCUAUGUAAGGGUGCACUGCUCAGAGAGCCAUAUGGACACAAGUAUUUCCUACCAGGAAGUAUGCAGUAGUACAGAUUUGUUUUCUCGUGAUGCACAAAGAAAACACAGGCUCGGUCGUGUCUCAGAGAUGCUGUUUAUUCAUGUCACGAGCUGCACUUUCUGAAAACACAUACAGAAAUGUAUGCUUCAGUCUAUUUAACAGGUUACUGCAAAAAAAAAAAAGUGGAUUGAAUAUGUUAUUGUCCUCACAAUGUAUAAUUUCAACACUUUUGUAAAAAAAAAACAAAAAAAAAAAACAACCACUUAGGAAGCACUAUAAAAGGUACACUGUUACAAAGAGUGUUGUUAUGAUUACAUUUAACCACUAGGUGGCUCUCAUGAGCUUCAGAAGUCUAACAGUAACAGAUUGUGUAAUGGUUUGUCUGCUGGUUCUAAGUCUUCAGAUAAUAGUCACCAAAAUGUUAACGCACACAUAGUAAAAGUAUAAACAAGUUUGUAAGAAAAGGAAAUGAUCGGAUUGUAGUAAAUCAGAGAGGCACAACAGGCAAGGUGGUGUCGGGGUUUAGGAUGGAUGAACUCCGCCGUGAUUCAACCGGCUGCAGCGACACACAGAACAUACAAACACCAGAGGAAGAUUACUUUCCCCUUUGAGGGCUUAAGAAUGUCAAACAUUUCCAGUAUUUGUUUGGCUUUUGUCACUGCACAGCAACUCUCAUUCCAAGCGAGAAACACUUAGAAAAUUAACUUUUCAUUUCUCUACUUAAAAUUAUAUACAAAUUCCACUGGAUUCUUUUUUUUCUGGGAAAUAUAUGUUUUAAAAUGAUUAAAUUACUUAAACUUAGAUGGCAUUGCUGUUCACACACUGAUAAUCUGCUCUAGUGAAAAAAACAGCAGAUUUGUCUUUAAGUUUGAAAAUUGUACUUUUUUUUUUUCAUUUUGUAUAAUGAGGGGUCAGGCCUCCAUUCUAUAAGAAAAUGUUACUAAAAGCCUCUAAAAAUUCACGAAAAGGCUGUGACCAACUCUGUGGUGUCACAAUGCAACAAAGGGGGGAUACCUCUUUCCACUGCUGAAUAAGGCACAAUAAAACGGUUGUAACAACAGAAA
Messenger RNA from Stegastes partitus (bicolor damselfish), 3303 nucleotides. Its product is annotated as discoidin, CUB and LCCL domain-containing protein 1. Bases 56 to 2041 code for a protein of 661 amino acids. The record is from RefSeq and is a predicted model, not a curated record. Gene Ontology annotation, cellular component: plasma membrane. Lineage: Eukaryota; Metazoa; Chordata; Actinopteri; Pomacentridae. The transcript has 15 exons. Gene Ontology annotation, molecular function: signaling receptor activity.